AUAUAUAUAUAUAUUUAUAUUUAUUAUAUAUAUAUAUAUAUUCUUACACACACACAUUAUAUUUCCUUUUUCCUUUAUUUUUUUUUUUUUAAAAAAAAAAAUAGUUUUUCUUUUCCUUUAAAGGAAUAAAAUUUGAAACAUAUUUUUUUUUUAUCAAUAACUUCGGAAUAAAUAAAAUAAGAAAAAAUGUCGACAGCAACAUCAUCAAGAAUGACUUCAACAAUUCCACAAAAUUCUCCUUAUCCACAAAACGCUGGAUUUCCACAAAAUACGUAUCCACAAAAUUCAUUUUCAUCAUAUUCACAAAUCCCAAGAAAUCUACCGCAUCAACAAAAUCAAUAUCAUCAAUCCGUUAUGCAAGUUCAAGAACAUUCAUCAUCAUCAUCAUCCUAUUCAUCAUCUUCUCCCUCAACUUCAUCACCAGCAUCAGCAUCAUUUCCAUUAAGCGCACUUCCACCUUCAUUCGAACAUAGUCAUUUAAUAGACGGCAUUCCUGUAACAUACAUUCUCGAAAAAUUACAUUUAUUAGGUCCAACUUAUUAUAAUGAUAAAAAAACUGCUUAUGCUGAACUUCAUAUUGAUUCUCUUCCUAAUACUUUUUUCGUUCAUAAAGAAUAUCUUAUACUUCAAUCAAUCUUUUUUCGUCAAAUAUUUGAAAGAGUAAAAAUUGGUGAUUGUAUAACAAUCACUCUUCCUACCGCUCCUGAAACUUUUCAACCUAUAUUGGAAUAUUUAUAUACUGGUGAUGAAGACAAAUGGUAUGAUACUAUGACUAUAGAGAAUUGGUCAAAUAUUUAUAAGAAUGUCCAAUUUCUUGGAUUAUGUUCUGAAGCUAAAGCUGUUUGUAUGACUUUCUAUGAAAAUGAAAUUGAACCUACUUUACAUGAUGAAACUGAUUGGUACACGCCACAUAUUAAUGUGGCUAAGUAACUAUCUCUAUUUUACUUUAUUUUUAUAAUUAGUUAUUAGUUUGUACAGAUUAUUUUAAUUUUAUGUAUAUUACAAUCUUUAAUUUCUUACUUAUUCAAAAAAAAAAAAAAAAAAAUGUAAUUUAUUUGACA
Messenger RNA from Rhizophagus irregularis DAOM 181602=DAOM 197198, 1061 nucleotides. The record is from RefSeq and is a predicted model, not a curated record. NCBI's taxonomy places the organism in Eukaryota, Fungi, Glomeromycota, Glomeromycetes, Glomerales, Glomeraceae.